Messenger RNA from [Candida] anglica, 1584 nucleotides. The record is from the annotation of a GenBank genome assembly. Lineage: Eukaryota; Fungi; Ascomycota; Pichiomycetes; Serinales; Debaryomycetaceae.
AUGUCUGAAGAAAGUCCAUUUAACUUGCAAGGAUAUAACAUCGUGACCAUUCUUAAACGUUUGGAAGCCGCCACUUCCCGUUUAGAAGACGUCACCAUUUUCCAGGCCGAAACAGGCAACCAAUCUAAGGCUCCUAAUGCUCAAAAAUCCAUCAAUUCCAAUCCUACACCAGCAUCUGAUGCAGACGAAUCUGUAGUAGUGGUUGUCCCUGAACCCACUGCUAAGCCCAAGUCAAUUGUUGAAUUCCAAAACUUUAUCACUGAUAACAUCGCCCCCUUUGUUGAGACUUCCAAGGGUAUAGACUCCAUUGUUGGUGAAGCUGCAGGCCAUCUUCAAAAAGGGUUUGAAGCUCAAUUGGAAUUCCUUAACAUUGCAUCGAAGACCAAGAAACCAGAUUUCUCUAACCCACGUUUCAUGGAACUCCUUGCACCAAUUAACCAAGAGAUCCAAAAGAUUUCUGAAAUUCAAGAUGCAAACCGUAAAUCCGAGUUCUACAAUCAUUUGAGUACUCUUGGUGAAGGUGCACCAGUAUUGGCCUGGAUUUUAUCUGACACUCCAGUCUCUGCCAUCCCAGAGUACAAGGAUAGUGCUCAAUUCUGGUCCAAUAGAAUCAUGAAGGAUUUCAAGGAAAAGGAUCCAAAGCAUGCUCAAUGGGUUAAACAAUUCCUUUCCAUAUUUGAAGCUUUGAAAGUGUAUGUUAAGGAAUUUCAUACUACUGGAGCUUCUUGGAAUGCCAAUGGUAAAUCAUUGGAGGAAAUCUUAGAUGAGAAGAAUGAAAGCACUUCUGUACCUGCAGCACCUCCUGCCCCUGGUGCUAGUGCUGGUGGACCACCACCACCACCUCCACCACCUCCACCACCAUCCAACUUGUUUGAAGAACAAGAGAAGCCAGCCGGAGGAAUGAAUGCAGUAUUUGCGGAUUUAAACCGCGGUGAAAACAUUACAUCUGGUCUCAAGAAGGUUGACAAAUCAGAGAUGACCCACAAGAACCCAGAAUUGAGAAAGCAAGCUCCACCAGUGGCCAAGAAGCCAGCACCACCUAAGAAACCAACUAGUUUAUCAUCUGGACCUCACGCCACAGCUCCUAAGAAGAAGCCAGCCAAGAAGGAACUUGUCGACGGUUCUAAAUGGAUUAUUGAAAACUUUACUGAAUCUGAUGUUUCAGCUCAAACUCCAAUUGUAAUUGAAGUUGAAAUGAGUCAAUCUGUUUUCAUUGGUAACUGUUCGGGAGUUACCAUUCAAAUCAAGGGUAAGGCAAAUGCCAUCUCUGUUUCCGAAACCAAGAAUUGUGGCAUUGUUAUUGACUCUUUGAUUUCAGGAAUUGAUUUUAUUAAAUCAUUCAAAUUUGGACUUCAAGUAGUUGGUACUGUUUACAUGAUUAGUGUUGAUAAGUGUGAUGAAGGUAGCAUUUACUUGUCUGCAGAAUCUGCAGAAGUUGCACAAAUCUUCACAAGUAGUACUACUGCUUUAAAUGUCAAUGUACUGGAUGCAGAUGACUACACUGAACUUGCUAUUCCAGAACAAUUUAAGCAUACCUUCAAGGAUGGAAAGAUCAUCAGUGAAGUUGUGGAACAUGCUGGUUAG